Daphnia pulicaria is the source of this 1473-nucleotide messenger RNA. Its product is annotated as protein FAM76A-like. The record is from RefSeq and is a predicted model, not a curated record. The transcript is spliced from 6 exons. Bases 276 to 1406 code for a protein of 376 amino acids. NCBI's taxonomy places the organism in Eukaryota, Metazoa, Arthropoda, Branchiopoda, Diplostraca, Daphniidae.
AUUCAGGAGUCAAUGACUCGAGCAUUAGUGUUCUUUUGCAUCAAUCGCCAGCACCUAAAUUUUCUUUAAACAGCCCUUUACCAAGUUGAGAAAGGGAAGAAAACUGAAUUAUUUUUCAGUGACCGUUAUUCGUGCUAGUUGAGGAAAGAAGUAGUCGCUGUCGUGUGUUAAUCGACUUCAUUUACGGGAGUCGAGUGUUGAAGCUUUGGUAGACCUGGUUCGUUGGAGAAUUUUUGAUUUACGUCGUAUCAGAAAGAGCAGAAUUAAGGAGAAUCAUGUCGGCAUUAUUCGCUUGUUCCCGUUGUUUCAGUCGCCAUCCUUUCGAGGAAUUAUCACAGGGUCAACAAUUGUGCAAGGAAUGCAGAGGUUCUUUUCCCAUCGUCAAAUGCACAUAUUGCCGCUCAGAGUUCCAGCAGGAAAGCAAAGGGAAUACCAGCACUAUCUGCAAAAAGUGUGAAUUCAACGUCAAGCAAUACGGCAAGCCCUCUGCCUGUGAAUACUGCAAUAUAAUUGCAGCUUUCAUUGGAAACAAGUGCCAACGUUGCACAAACUCUGAGAAGAAAUACGGGCCUCCUGUCACUUGUGAGCAGUGCAAACAAAAGUGUGCUUUUGAUCGAAAAGAUGAAGACAAGAAAAAGGUGGAUGGCAAGAUGCUCUGCUGGCUGUGCACCCUAUCCUAUCGCCGAGCGCUGGCCAAAACAAAGCAUUCUGAGCGUGGCUCCCAUUCUAAUUCUUCCAAAACUAAGGAGCAACAGCAGCAGCAGCACAGGAGCAGCAGUGGUCACCACAAUCAUCAUAAUAGCCAUCACGGGCACCAUGAUAAACGUCCACAGCGUCCUGACGUCACCAAGGUUGGACUGGGAGAGAGGGAAGAUACCGGUCCACCAGCCAAGAUAUUCCGCCCCAUGAUCAAUCGUGACGCCAUGGUGGAUCCCAACUCGUCUGAUCAUGUUGUGGCCAUCACUGAACUCCGAGAGCAAGUAGCCACCCUUCAGAAGCAGCUGGCCGUCAAAGACAACCAGCUCUUGGCCAAGGAGAAACAGAUCACCGAGCUCAAAGCGGGCCAAUUCCGCAUGGACCAGGAGCACCGCGUCCGGAUCAAGACGAUCCAGAAGGAAUACGAAGCCAAGGUGGACAUUCUGCAGGAACGUAUCAAAACAUUCCAGAAGGAAGUAGCCACGCUGAACAAGGCCAAUAACAAGCACAAAUCUGACCAGCAAAAGCAGAUGCAGCAGCAAAAGAAAACGGAUAACGCUGUGGCGGCUGCCAACGCCACCGCGGUGGCCAAUGCUGCAGCGGCUGCUACUGCGUUCGCCAUCCAGAACAACAAUUCGAAUCCCGGUGGAUCCAAGAGUCGCCAAGGAUCCGGCUCGGAUUCCGACAACAGUCCCAGAACUUCGUCUUAAGGCCCUUCGUGAAAGGAUCCCGAGGAAUUGAAAAUAACUACAUUUUUUCUUUCCCAACGUUCUCUCU